Messenger RNA from Cutaneotrichosporon oleaginosum, 984 nucleotides. RefSeq lists its product as uncharacterized. Gene Ontology annotation, biological process: protein polyubiquitination; ubiquitin-dependent protein catabolic process. Gene Ontology annotation, cellular component: nucleus. The record is from RefSeq and is a predicted model, not a curated record. Gene Ontology annotation, molecular function: ubiquitin conjugating enzyme activity. Lineage: Eukaryota; Fungi; Basidiomycota; Tremellomycetes; Trichosporonales; Trichosporonaceae.
GUUGCCUCUGACUACUGCCCAGAGCGGAGCUGCUCCCCACCCAGUUCCCAUCUCGCCCUCGCCACCCCUAAUCUCCUCGUCGCGCAACGCGACGCCACCACUCUUUGUCACCACCUUCCCCUACUGCCGCCCACCAUGAUAAGUAUCCUAGUUCGGACUAGUCUGCUAGCUAGACCACAACUCCCUGGCAGCGAGUGCUGACAUCCUCUGCACAGUUCCCCGAAGCGGCGCGUUGACACGGACGUAAUGAAGCUCCUCAUGUCCGACUACGAGGUCACGCUUGUCAACAACAAGAUGUCCGAGUUUUACGUCAAGUUCAAGGGCCCUGCUGAGACUCCAUUCGCCCAGGGUGUAUGGAAGAUCCACGUCGAGCUCCCCGAGCAGUUCCCGUACAAGUCGCCGAGCAUUGGGUUUAUGAACAAGAUCUUCCACCCCAAUAUCGACGAGUUGAGCGGAUCUGUUUGCCUCGACGUUAUCAACCAGACAUGGUCGCCUAUGUUCGAACUCAUCAACAUCUUCGAGAUCUUCCUUCCACAGCUCCUCCGUUACCCAAACCCUACGGACCCACUUAACAACGAGGCGGCAGCUCUUCUGAUGCGUGACCCUAAGGCAUAUGCGAAGAAGGUCGAGUCGUACGUUGACAAGUAUGCGUCGGCCGAGGACGCGGACAAUGCCGGGGACGCGGACGGGGAUGAGCCCAUGUCGCGCUCGAACCGUGACCGCGAUCGCAACGGCAACGGCAGCAGUGCCGCUGGCAACGGCGGCAACGGACACUCGAACGGGGCGGACGCCAAUGGCGAAGAUGAAGAUGACAGUAUGAGCGACAAGAUGAGCGACAUGGGCGAGUUGAGUGACGGCGAUGAGUUUAUGGGCGAGAUGGAAGACUGAGGUCGCCGCUCCGCCUCGCGUCUCAACCGCUCAGCACGCCACAUCACUCGCCACGAGCUCAUGACUCCGUUUUAUAUCGGAGCCAGCAUCCUCUGC